AUGCAUAGACUUGAGACCCAGAAAUCUCCCAUGGCUUCUUAUCACAUCCGCCAGUACCAGAACAGAGACUAUAAACGUGUCCUGGAUUUGUUCAUAAGUGGUAUGGAGGAGCACAUCCCUGCCACCUUCUGCCACCUGCUGACUCUGCCCCGGACCCACCUGCUAUUACUUGGGGUGCCGCUUGCUGUGGUCCUGGUGUCUGGCUCCUGGCUGCUAGCUGCUAUGAGCAUCUUGUUUGUGCUCUUUCUGCUGAAGCUCCUUGCCAGACAGCCGUGGAAGAAGUAUGUGGCCAAGUGUUUGCACACUGACAUGGCUGACAUCACCAAGUCCUACCUGAAUGCACUUGGCUCUUUCUGGGUGGCUGAGUCUGGGGGAGAGGUGGUGGGCAUCGUGGGUGGUCUACCAGUCAAGGAUCCCCCAUUAGGGAGGAAGCAGCUGGAGCUCUUUCACCUGUCUGUGUCCUCACAGCAUCGUGGACAGGGGAUAGCGAAAGCUCUGACCAGAACUAUCCUCCAGUUUGCAAGGGAUCAGGGCUACAGUGAUGUCGUCCUUGACACCAGCAUGUUGCAGAAAGGUGCUCAUGCCCUUUACAUUAGCAUGGGCUUCCGGAAGACAGGACUGUACUUCAUGGGUGCGUUCUGAAGAUUAGUGGAUAUUCCAGCAAUUCAAUUUAAGCAUUCCUUUCCUUCUGCUUAGCAGGUGGGAUGAGACCUU
This is a messenger RNA of Alexandromys fortis (reed vole), 714 nucleotides long. Its product is annotated as putative N-acetyltransferase 8B. Lineage: Eukaryota; Metazoa; Chordata; Mammalia; Rodentia; Cricetidae. The transcript has a single exon. The coding region runs from base 1 to 642 and encodes 213 amino acids. Gene Ontology annotation, molecular function: N-acetyltransferase activity. The record is from RefSeq and is a predicted model, not a curated record.